Racocetra persica is the source of this 631-nucleotide messenger RNA. Lineage: Eukaryota; Fungi; Glomeromycota; Glomeromycetes; Diversisporales; Gigasporaceae. The record is from the annotation of a GenBank genome assembly.
CUUUUGUCGUCAUUUUUUGGUGCUUUUCGUCAUCGUUUUUUGGUGCUUUUUGUCGUCGUCAUUUGUUGGUGCUUUUCGGCAUCGUUUGUUGGUGCCUUUCGUCGUCAUUUGUUGGUGCCUUUUGCUAUCGUUUGUUGGUGCCUUUUGUCAUCGUUUGUUGGUGCCUUUCAUCAUCGUUUGUUGGUGCUUUUCAUCGUCAUUUGUUGGUACUUUUCGUCGUCAUUUGUUGGUGCUUUUCGUCAUCGUUUGUUGGUACUUUUCAUCAUCGUUUGUUGGUGCUUUUCGUCAUCAUUUGUUGGUGCUUUUCAUCAUCAUUUGUUGGUGCUUUUCGUCAUCAUUUUGCUUUUGGUCGUCGCUUGUUGGUGAAUUUGGUUGUUGUUUGGUGGUGCUUUUGGUCAUUGUUUGGUGAUGCUUUGGUUGUUAAUUGCUGGUGCUUUUCGUCAUCGUUUGUUGGUACUUUUCAUCAUCGUUUGUUGGUGCUUUUCGUCAUCAUUUGUUGGUGCUUUUCAUCAUCAUUUGUUGGUGCUUUUCGUCAUCAUUUUGCUUUUGGUCGUCGCUUGUUGGUGAAUUUGGUUGUUGUUUGGUGGUGCUUUUGGUCAUUGUUUGGUGAUGCUUUGGUUGUUAAUUGCUG